AUGGCGCAGAUGGACUCCUGCGGGAUGGUGACAGCGGCUCCCCCCUGGGCAGCGCUCCCUCCCGCACCUUGCUCCCGUUGCUUGCCAGUCUGGCCGUUUGCGGGUCCUUCGCCCAUUGGAGUGGAUUUCGGGUUGCUCUCCCGCACCAGCUGCUAUUUCCGUGCAUGGGGGGCGCCAGAUUGGCACAGCCCGGAUGGACUCUCCUGGGCGGCAGAUAUUCACCAAGAGUGUGCCGCUCAGGCUUCCUUGCACCAGUUGUGGUGGACGCACGACCUCUUCCAGAAUCUCCCGGCAUCCGCUCCAGCGCCUUAUCGCCAGGCCUUCUCUAGUUUCCCAGUAUGGUCUGGCGGUGUACCCGAUCAGGUUCUCAUCGCCACUGAUGGGAGUGGCGAGCGGGGAGGAGCAUGGGCCUUCUGCGUAUGGGUUUGGUGGCGUCACAAGUGGCACCGGGUCGGGUGGUUCGGCGCCGCGGGGGCCGAUACCCCUUGGUUCUCUGGAACUGCGGCCCCCGGGAGUGUCUCCUUUCACGCUGAGCUUUGGGCCUUGCAGGCUGCGGGCCUCUGGCUCCUCGCUUGGGUCGACCGCCUCUCCCUCCUGACGUCAGCAGCGCCUGCCAAGGUCACCAUUGCGGUUGACAAUGCCUCUGCGCUCCAGAUCGCGGCUGGGCAAGCGCAGGCCAGUGAGCCAGUCACCACCCUUACUCGUUAUAUCUGGCAAGCUGUCCAGUCCCGUAUGUCCACUCGCUUUCAGCACGUGCACAGCCAUGUUGGCAUUCUCCCUAAUACGAUCGCCGACUUUCUCGCUGGCUGGGCUGGUCGGACCUCGUGGCAUCCCUGGAAACAUGUCGAUGCUGCCCUCCCCGCUCUGCUGCAGGAGGCGGCACCUUGGCUCUGGCUCAUUCCACAUGCCAAGGUGGUCCAAGGCAGACCCUGGAUCCGUCUCACCGCGCAGUCACUUACCCAUGUGCCCUGUGCGGCUCCGUCGCUAGAGCCCCAGCGACCGUUGCCGCUAGCACCCUCGCUAUCCCUCCGCAUUGUUACGGCUAACGUUCAAACCAUGCGGGACUCUUGUGCCUCCUUCUUCAAUCCGUCGGGUCAUGGCCAGCGGCGUCAAUACUUGUACUCUCAAGUCGCCCAGUUGGGCCUCGAUGUGGUCUGCCUUCAGGAGACGCGCAGCAAAGGGGGCCGAUGGGAUACAGCCGGCCUUCUCACCUGGCGCUCCGGUUUCGGUUGCGAAAUUUGGGUUAGGCCCCAGAUAGUUAACCCCCCCCUCCGCCUGGAUGACUGGCGGAUUGCCUGUGCUGACCCAAGACUUUUAGUCAUAGUCUGUAAACGGGCGGACCUCCCUUUGGCCGUUGUAGCGGCGCAUGCUCCACACGCCGACAGACCAGUGCCCGAAAUCCACCACUUUUGGUCCUCACUGCAAUCUCAGCUGUGCCAGCUCCCACGGGCCCUCACUUUAGUCCUGGGUCUCGAUGCUAACGCCGAUCUCCUUUGGGCCGAUGACGACCAUGCCUAUAUCGGGGAUGCUCUCGGUAAUGGCGAAGAAGGCGCGGGCGAGCAAGGCCUCUUUGAUACCAUCCAGCGUUUUGGCCUCCUCGCCCCCGCCUCCUUCUCGGACCUUCAGGACGGCCCGGGCUGGUCCUGGGAGCAUACUGGCGGCACCCGCAAGCGUCUAGACCAUAUCUUGCUCCAGGCUGGCCCCUGGUCCUGCCGUCGCACCCGACAGCUUCCUGAGCUGGACAUUCUCAAUGGUCGUCGGGAUCAUAUGCCGCUUCUGGUCGAGUGCGACCUCCGGGGCCAGGCCACCCGGCCCAUAGCGCCGGCCCCACCCCGCGCAACUGUGCACCAGGCACGGGCCAUUGCUGCCGAUCUCUGGGGAGCUCUGCCGUCCACCUUCCGGCACAUUGACAGCGUGGGAGCUGAAGUGCAGGCUCUUAAGACCAAGCACUCCUGCUUGCUCCGGGCCUUCCUCGCCCCCCACGCGCGAGAACAGCUCCCCCGGCUGCGGACCAAUCUGGAGUGGCAGCAGCGUCGCUUUCUCUUGCAAGUCUGGCGUCUGGGUUGCACACACCGGCACCCCGAUGCUGCACCCCUGCGCCCUGAUCCGACGGGCCUGCAGCAUGCCCGCCUCCUUCUCCAGGCUUGUAAUCUUCAUGUUCGCGGGCUUCAGCAGAAGGCCCACUAUCUUGCUAGGUCCGACAAGCUGGCUCAUUUCCGCACACUUACUCUGGAGGCGACCAAACACUGGGAAGCUACUGGAGUCCCCUUGGAAUCCAUCCGGCAUCUGCGUUGGGCCUCCCGCAAGGCACACGAGCGCCGGUCUGUCCACGCAGCCGGUGGUUUCGACAUUGAUAGUGAGUUGGAGGCCCAGUUCCGUGAUCAGGAGGGGGCCAGUCUGGUCAGCCCAGUGCAGCUCUCCAGCGCCGCUGAGCGAUGGAUGAAUGAACCGCGCCUCCCGUGCGCCGAGGCGGUUCCCACCCUCUUGCAGAUGGAACAAAUGUGUGUCCGACAGGCGGCCGCCAAGGCCCCAGGACCAGACGGACUGCGGAACGAGCUCUGGCGCGCGCAGGGAGCCUCAGCAGGGCAGUGGCUCUGGCCCCUGUGCGUGCGCAUCGCUCUCCAAGGAAGGGAGCCUUUUGCCUUUAAGGCUGCCAUUGUAUGCGCCCUUUACAAGAAGGGCCCUGCCUCUCUUCCUGCCAAUUACCGCUCUAUCGCGCUAUUGAACGGCAUCGCGAAGCUCUGGCAUUCGCACCUGCGCUCCACUGUGGGAGGCCACGUCUUGUCGCGAUACGAGCCUAUGCAGCUUGGGGGCCGCAAAGGUGUCCACACAGGAUUUGCGUUGGCCGCCUUCCGUUGUGCCUGGGACCUUUCCAUCUCUGCCGGCCGAUGUGUUGCCGUGGUCUUCGUCGAUAUCCAGGCCGCGUACUAUGAGGCCAGCCGGGAUCUCCUCUUUGAAGGCUUCCCUGAUGACGUUGCCCUGCCAGAGCAUCACCACCUUGCUGGGCUGGUUCUCAGCCUUCAACAACAAGGGGCCCUAGCUGCCUUGGGUGUUGCAGAGGACGUUGUUGCGCUCCUCCGUGACUGCGUCGCCCUCUCCCACUGGUCACUCUCUGGCUCUUCCAACAUUUUUCUUGCGUCACGGGGGUCUCGUCCAGGUGACGGCCUAGCUGAUAUCCUUUUUGGGGCCCUCUUCGCUGUCGGUCUUCAGCAUAUCCAGCGCGUUGCCACCCGCCAGGGCAUUGUUCACACCAGCGCCGGCGCUGAAGUCGGCCUCUCCCCAGGGGUCAAGCCCAUCGGCUGGGCUGACGACCUUGCGGUUAUGGCCGAUUUUGACCGACCAGCUGAUCUUCUUGUUCAACUGCCCGUGCUGGUCGGCAUUAUCCUUGACACUCUCCGACUCCUCCGAUUUCGUGUUAAUUUGGGUGCGGGUAAAACUGAGGCCCUUGUUGACAUCCGGGGGGAGGGCGCUCGGGCGGCCCGCGGAGCUCUCCUCACUGGUGAUGCCAUGUUAAAGAUCUCUGAUUCUGACAGCAUCAGGUUGUGUCCCGAGUAUAAGUAUCUGGGUGUGGCUCAGCUGCCUCGGGAUACGGGCCGCCGCGACUGUGAGCUUGCCGCCCAACGAGGCGCCGCUGCGGCCUCCCUUGCCCGCACCCUCCUCUGCAGCAAUUGCUUGCCCUGGGAACUUAAACGGGCUUGGGUCGCGGGACGAGUCCUGCCCUCCGCGUAUUCCUCCCUUGCUAUGUCCGGCCGUGCCACGGCCCCUCUCGCUGGCCUCUUCGAUCGCACGGCCAGGAUCCUGUUGUCCUCAUGGCAGGUCGGGCACAAGCUCACCACCCCACUGCUUCGGCUCCUCGCUGACAUUACUCCUCCUGACCUGGCUACUACCAUCAGUCAGUGUCGCCUUUGCGUCCAGCUCUUCUGCAAAGCACCCACAGCGGUGCGUGAAAUCGUCGACGCGGCGUGGAACAGGGCCCUCCCUUGGUGCCAGGCCCUCGUUGCAGCAUGUAUGAGGGUUGGCGUUGCGCUUGAAGUUUGGGACCCUAACUCCCCCCCCGCCGUCACGGUUCUGUUUGUUCAUACUCACAGCCGUGCCCUCCUUCGCGCCUGCAAGGCACUCAGCAAGUUUGGACAUAGGUACUUUGCCUGUGCACAGCUGUGGGAUGACCUCUCUACCCGUAAGGCCACCCAAAUUCUAGGACCCCCCCAGGCCCAUCGAUGCCCGGUGUGCAGCAUCAUCUUCCCGAGCCUGCACGCGGUCAGAGCCCACAUGCAUCGCAAACAUGGCGUGCUGUCCGAUGUGACUGCUUACAUGGCCGGCUCUGUUUGCCUCUGGUGUAUGCACGAUUUCCACUCUUCGGAUCGGCUGAAAUACCAUCUGCAAUCCCACCGGGCCUGCUUGCAUGGACUUCGGGUGACGGUAGGGCCUGUCUACCAAUAUGGGUCGGGCACCAAACGCAAGGGUAGAACGGCCCACAGGGGUGUUCCCCCACAACGCCUAUGCGGGCCCUGCAAUGCCACCCCAGCACAGCGUCGGGCCGCGGAUCUGGGCCUGCCUGCUGAUGAGGAGGAGCUGCAACAGGAGUGGGAUGCAGUGCAGCGCCCACCGGCCCUCUCCGACCUCGUCCCCGGCAACCUGCAACGUCACAGGGUCCUCCAUCGCUGCUCCGACCCCUGCCGGACUUGGAUCUCUCCAAGCUACGGCUCCAGUUUCGGAGCCCUCUCUGUCUCGAUCUUUGCCAUUUGUGGGUUCCUUGCCCUCUUGGUUCUCCUUUGUCGAUGGGGCCGCCUCAGGCAAGGAUUGGGCUCUGCCUACACCCUGGUGGCCCGGGCUUCUCGCCAUGGGUGGGGUCUUUCGGCUUCCCCCAUCGUGGCAUUGCUUCUGGCCCCUGUGGUCAGCCUUGGAGCUCCUUGCCCCUUGGGAGUUCCGGGCCUUCCGGUCGCUUGGCGUCCUCCGUCGCGCCUCGUCUUCCGGGCUUGGUGCUCCUGUGUCUCUUGGCGAUGCGACCUCCGGCAGAUGGUUGUUCUGCGGUUUGGCGCCCUCUGGAUUCCCGGGCGCCCCAGUCAACAGGGCCUUGUCCUCUUGCGGCGGCUGCUUCCUUCUGCCGUCUUCUUGGACUUCUGGUCCCCUGCUGGUCCUGUUUUCCUGGCUGCGAGCUCUGCUUCCUUGGCCUCGUCUGCUCGCGCCAUCAUUGCCGGUUCUGCUCCUGCGGCCCCGCCCCCGCUUUCCUUGCGGGCUUUCUGGGCCUAUCCGGCUGCCUGA
This is a messenger RNA of Symbiodinium sp. CCMP2592, 5262 nucleotides long. The record is from the annotation of a GenBank genome assembly. Lineage: Eukaryota; Dinophyceae; Suessiales; Symbiodiniaceae.